Paramacrobiotus metropolitanus is the source of this 3839-nucleotide messenger RNA. Its product is annotated as atrial natriuretic peptide receptor 1-like. The record is from RefSeq and is a predicted model, not a curated record. Gene Ontology annotation, biological process: protein phosphorylation; cGMP biosynthetic process; intracellular signal transduction. The coding region runs from base 202 to 3537 and encodes 1111 amino acids. Gene Ontology annotation, molecular function: guanylate cyclase activity; ATP binding; protein kinase activity. Gene Ontology annotation, cellular component: membrane. The transcript is spliced from 23 exons. Lineage: Eukaryota; Metazoa; Tardigrada; Eutardigrada; Parachela; Macrobiotidae.
UUUCUUCCCUUAAAUAAAUAUCACCAAUUCGUCGCUGUGGGGUAUUCUUCCAUUACGCACGCACAGAAGCUAAAAAAGUAUUCGCGGAAUAUUACAGCUAGUAUCAGUCUGUUUUGCUGCUACUUUUAAAUUCUUCUAGGAAUAAAUUAUGUGUUAUAUUUACUGGUAUUGCACCCCUUCCGGUUGUUGGUAGCGUGAGAAAUGCGGUUGAUAGCCCAUCUAUAUUUUGUUUUUGGAUACUUAUCUUUUUGCACCUCAGCGCAGUCAUCCAUUUCUGUCACACUUCCCAGUUCUUCCAAUGUCGGUCGUGAUAUCAGCUCUGAUAACAACACACAGGGAACAUACACAGCAGCACCAGCAGCCACUACCUCCUAUCCCGUUCGCAUCACACAGGCGCCGGAUCUCAGUAAUCGCAAUAUCCUCUUGUGCCUACUAAUUGAACGCUCCCGCGGAGAUAAGUCGGUGUUCUAUGAUUAUGAUCGGGUAGCAUCCGCCAUACAAUUGGCUGUUGAUCAUGUUAAUCAACAUGUCUUAUCCGGCGGAUACCAGUUGCAGACAUUCUAUAAAGAUAUUGGGAAAAACUGUGAUAAGAAAAACGAUAUUGUUAAAUAUGCCCUGCAAGUACUGUCCGUCGGGGUCAACUGCAAUGCGUACCUUGGUCCAGGUUGUGGAUACAGUGCUGACAGUCUGUACAACUUGGUGGAAUAUAUGCAGAUCCCGAUGAUGGGUUGUCCGGCUGCCGGCUUUGGAGCGGCAUCCGAUCGUGAGAAGUACAUAAUGGCCACGCGAAUGAGUUUCACGCAUAAAAACACCGUCAACGUGAUCUUCCGAUUCUUCACACAGCAUGCCUAUAAACAUGUCUUUGUCGUCCAAGAUGAUUCUGUCAGCUUUUUUGAACAGCUUACCGCGGUAUUUAACGGAGAGAUCCGUAAGCGCACCGAUCUCAUACAAACCGUUACCGAAUAUCCCUUUCGCAGCCGGGAUGCAACGAUUGAACAGUAUGAGCGUAUGCUGUCAACGGGUAAUCAGUCGUCCAGAGUGUUUGUUGUACUAUCGAAUGCCACCGUUCUCCGAACACUGAUGAUUACUGCUCAAAGAUUAGGCAUGACCAACGGACAAUACGUUUAUAUUGCUGUCGAAUUAUUUGACAGUCAAAGCUGGGGGAAGUUUACGUGGAGUUUUGGAGAUCAGGGCGACAGGGAAGCCAAACAAGCCUACGAAUCCGUGUUAUUAGUCGCGCUCCACCAAGUCAGGAACGAUUAUUACGACACGUUUUCCACGAAUGUUAAACGCCUUGCCAGGAAAUCUAUGAAUUACACUUUCGGGGCUUUCGAAGAGAUUGAUCCUGUAGUGACGAGUUUCUACGAUGCGACGGUGUUAUACAGUACAAUAAUGAAUAAAAUCAUUACAUCCGGUGGCAACAUUUACGACGGCGUCAAAACAUCGGGCAUGAUGCGUAACUUUACCUUCUCCAGUCCGGUUAGCGGAGACGUACGGAUUGAUGCCGUGGGCGAUCGGCAAUCGGAUUACGUCGUCAAAAGCAUGAAUCCCGAUACCGGAAGAUUUGAGGAUUUUUACACAUACACCGCCAUAGGCGACUCGAUGGUGGCCACAGGACCAUUAUAUUGGCCAACUAAAGUGCUGCCGCCUGAUGUUCCCCGAUGUGGCUUUCAAGGAGAGUUUGCAAUUUGUCAUCCGCAAGUGGGUCUCUCUGGACCGAUGAUAGCUGUGGCUGUCGCCAUACCGGUUGUUGCCUUCUUCGUAAUAAUUGGAUUGGUUGUUUAUUGCGUAAUCAGAUUUUUGCGCAACGAAGGCCUGGAUCCCAAUUGGUGGCGAGUGCCGCAGUCCGAAGUUGAUAUCACUGGACCAAAAAACGCCAGUCAAGGAAGCAGAAUUGGGCGAUCGCAAAAAUCAUUGCAAGAUGACGCUGUUUCCCAAACAACGCGAAAUACCGAAGCGACAUCGGGCUACAGUAUGGCUGGGAGAACAGCGACAUGGAAAGGAAAUGUCGUCAGUAUCACCGACAUUUCCGAAAAGCGCAUUCGCCCAAAUCCCAACUUCAUUAGGGAAUUAAACCAGGUGCGCCUCGUCAGCCAUCAGAACCUGCAGCGACUUUUAGGAGUGUCUAUGAGCGAAGAUGGAUUCUGUAUGUAUUUGCUGGGUGAACUGUGCCAAAAGGGCUCGCUAAUGGAUUUGCUGGAAAAGGACUCACUUAAACUGGAUUGGUCGUUUAAAAACUCAUUAAUAAAAGACAUAGUCAUGGGCAUGGCAUUUCUUCAUACCUCAUCCAUUGAGUCGCACGGAAACCUUACAGCGCAUACGUGCCUGGUGGAUAGCCGGUUUAUGCUAAAGAUAACCGACUUUGGUCUGACAACACUUCGGGAGUUGCGCGAAUUAUUGCCGCCCAUGGAAGAUCAAGAUGAUCGAAAUUUCGAUUAUUUACUAUGGCGCGCACCGGAACUCCUGCGCCAACAAAUGCCACCCAAAGGCUCACAGGUUGGGCUCUUUUCCUGUGAUGUCUACAGCUUUGGAAUAUUGUUACAGCAAAUAAUACUUCGAUCAGCUCCCUUCGAUGCGCCGGGUGAUGCAACAAAAGCCCAACAGACCACUGCCAAAGAAGUAGUACUGGAGGUAAAAAAAGGACUUCAACCGCCAUAUCGUCCACGUGUGCCCAGCUCCGCAUGCUCAAGUGAGCUCUUCAACUUAAUGGAGAGGUGUUGGGAUGAGUACCCCAUUGAGCGUCCCACCUUUGCUAAGAUAAAAGACGGACUGAAGAAGGUUAUCGGCAAUUCCGGUGAUAACAUAAUCGACCACCUCCUGAAGAGGAUGGAGCAAUAUGCCAAUGAUCUCGAACAGCAGGUUGCUGAAAAGACGCAACAGUUUAUGGAGGAGAAACGUCGCUCAGAAGAAUUACUGAGCCAACUUCUUCCCAAAUCAAUAGCUGAAUCGUUGACCAGAGGUCAGAAUGUGGACCCAGAAUCAUUCGAUAGUGUUACGAUAUACUUUAGUGAUAUUGUCGGCUUCACAACGAUUUCCGCGGCUGGAACACCGAUGGAUGUUGUCUCCAUGCUGAACAACCUGUAUACGAUGUUUGAUAGCAUCCUGGAAAAAUUUGAUGCAUAUAAAGUGGAGACAAUUGGAGAUGCUUACAUGGUUGCGAGCGGCCUUCCUGUGCGUAACGGUAAUCGCCAUGCCAGCGAGAUUGCUCUGGUAUCCUUGCAAAUACGAAAGGAUCUCGAUACCUUUAAAAUUCCUCAUCAGCCAAACGAUAAGUUACGAUUGCGCAUAGGACUGCACUCAGGUGCAUGCGUUGCCGGAAUUGUCGGUUUGAAAAUGCCAAGAUACUGCUUAUUUGGUGAUACUGUUCAAAUUGCGAUGAAAAUGGAGUCCAGCGGCGAACCCAUGAAAAUUCAAGUGACCCUUGCUGCUAAACAAUUGUUGGACGAUAUUGGAGGAUUCCAAAUGCAGGAAAGAGAUAGAACCGUAGAAUUUAAGGGAAACGAAAUUCGCACAUUCUGGUUGCUGUCGGCAAAGUAAAUUGGCAACUGACUGUGACAUCUGCCAUAUUCCUUGUUGAUUCUUCCACAGAAAUUAAGAUAACGGAACCACAGCUUUGGAUGCCUUUUCCUACAGUCUAUCCAUCGGAAUUACUCUUUUCGCUUCUUAGUAGCUCCAUAUUUCCACGCAUAACAACACUAAAAUGUUAUAGUUGACGAUCGACUCAUGUAAAUAUAUCUUCGCUGCGAUGCCGACCAUCACACCGUCCAUUUUUAUUUGUGUCUCCCUCUCAUAACAUGCUUGCCAUUAUGGUCAUUUCCGUAUUGCCAGUUUUUAUAUGC